Messenger RNA from Tarenaya hassleriana, 2007 nucleotides. Its product is annotated as aspartyl protease APCB1. The record is from RefSeq and is a predicted model, not a curated record. The transcript is spliced from 10 exons. NCBI's taxonomy places the organism in Eukaryota, Viridiplantae, Streptophyta, Magnoliopsida, Brassicales, Cleomaceae. Gene Ontology annotation, molecular function: aspartic-type endopeptidase activity. Bases 98 to 1825 code for a protein of 575 amino acids. Gene Ontology annotation, biological process: proteolysis.
AAGUUUCAAACUCUUGACCCUCUCUCUACAUUGCCUUGCGUUUACCUUCUCAAUCCGAUCGAAAUCUUCGCAUGAUUUUGAUCGGAGAAACGCAGGAAUGGAUCCUGAUACUCAAGAGCAGCAGCGAAACAUACAUGGCGUAGUCAUAAUCACUCUCCCGCCUUCCGACGAUCCUUCCAAAGGCAAGACCAUCACUGCUUUCACUCUCACUGACGACUAUUACCCACCGCAAAAUCCGCCGGAGAACGAGGCAAACCGGAGGCUUGAACCCGACCCACUUCACCAGAACCCGCAAUCUCGCAGCGGGUUGUCGGAUCUCUCUCUGGGUUCUGCGAGAUGGGUGUUGGGACUUCUGGGUAUCUCCCUCCUCGCUGUUGUUGUCUAUUGCUCUGUUUUCUCCGACACUGUUAUGAUGUUUAGGGUUUCUGAGGAACGAGAUGGUGAGGAAGGUCUCCGGGAAACGACGUCGUUUGUUUUCCCUGUGUAUCACAAACUGGGUGCUCGGCGAAUUCCGGAUCGGAACUUAUCGGAGAGGAUCGAGGAGGUUGUGGGUGUGGAGAAGGGAAAUUCCGUUGAAGUGAUCGAUCAAGAGAUGGUCAACCCUGAAAAGGUCAACGGAAUCGUUUCUGUUACUGUAGACUCUUCCACCAUUUUUCCUGUCAGCGGAAAUGUAUAUCCGGAUGGCCUCUAUUACACACGUGUCCUUGUUGGAAAUAGACAGGAUGGGAACUACUUUCAUCUUGAUGUUGAUACUGGAAGUGACUUGACAUGGAUCCAAUGUGAUGCUCCUUGUACCAGUUGCGCUAAGGGAGCAAAUCCACUUUACAAGCCAAGGAAAGAUAAGAUAGUGAGCUCUAUGGAUUCCUUGUGCGUAGAAAUCCAGAGAAAUCAUAUGACACAAGGUCAUGAAACUGGUCAUCAAUGUGACUACGAGAUAGAGUAUGCCGAUCACAGUUCUUCAAUGGGUGUUCUCACCGCCGAUGAGCUUCAUCUCAAACUUCAGAACGGGUCCCUUGCCAAAUUGGAUUUAGUUUUCGGGUGUGGAUAUGAUCAGCAAGGCCUACUAUUGAACACUCUGCUGAAGACAGAUGGAAUUCUCGGGCUAAGCAGAGCUAAAAUUAGCUUACCUUCUCAACUUGCAAGACGAGGAAUAAUCAAGAAUGUGAUCGGUCAUUGCCUUGCCCCUGAUUUAAACGAUGAAGGAUAUAUCUUUAUGGGCAGUGAUUUGGUUCCACAGCGUGGAAUGACAUGGGUCCCAAUGCUUCACCAUCCUCGACUUGAAGUUUAUCAUACAGAAGUUACAAAAAUGAGCUAUGGAAGUUCUGUGCUUAGCUUAGAUGGGCAAAAUAGCAGAGUGGGGAAAGUUGUGUUCGAUACAGGAAGCUCCUAUACAUAUUUUCCUGAUCGGACUUACUCCGAGUUGAUCACUUCUCUUGAAGAAGUUCCCGAGUUAGGAUUAAUGCUUGACGAAUCAGAUACAACGCUGCCCAUCUGUUGGCGAGCUAAUUUUCCAAUUGGAUCGGUGUCGGAUGUUAAGCAGUACUUUAGACCGAUAACCCUUCAGCUCGGGAGCAAAUGGUGGAUCAUAUCGAGAAACCUUCAGAUUCAACCAGAGGACUACUUGAUCAUCAGCAGCAAAGGGAAUGUCUGCUUGGGAAUACUUGAUGGGAGCAGUGUUCAUGGCGGCACUUCCAUAGUUCUUGGAGACAUAUCUCUGCGCGGACAGUUGAUGGUUUACGACAAUGAGAAGCGGAGAAUCGGAUGGAAGAGAUCAGAUUGUGUCCGACCUCAUGAAUUCAGCCCCUUUCCAUUUUUCGAUGGCUGAAGAUUGAUCGUCUUCAAUAUAUAUACUAGUGUAUGUAUAGGUGUGUAAUUUCUUGUAUAGAGCUAUAAGAACGAAUUAGUAUCAUAUAUAUAUAUAGAUUGUAUGUAUAGGUGUGUAAUUUCGGGUCGGUGUUCUACUGACCAUUGACUCUCUAGACCAAUACAUCUUUUCAUUCAGUCUCA